This is a messenger RNA of Eucalyptus grandis, 441 nucleotides long. RefSeq lists its product as uncharacterized. The transcript is spliced from 3 exons. The record is from RefSeq and is a predicted model, not a curated record. Lineage: Eukaryota; Viridiplantae; Streptophyta; Magnoliopsida; Myrtales; Myrtaceae. The coding region runs from base 1 to 441 and encodes 146 amino acids.
AUGGUACAGCUGAGGAACAAGUCCGGAUUUGGUUGGAAUAAUGUGAACAAAAGAGUUGUUGUCGACGAUCCAAGUAUAUGGGAAUCUCAUAUCAAGGAUAAUGUCAAGUGGACAAGAUUCAAGAAGAAUGGAUUUCCUCAGUAUCCUGAGCUUUGUAUUGGUUUUUGUGGUACAUAUGCUACUGGGGAUCAUGCCAUAGGAAGUGCUCAAGAUGUGAAUGUGUCGGAUGAUGAUGACAAUGGUGAUGACAAUGUAGGUGGUGACAACAGUGGUGGUGAUGCAAAUGGUGUCAAUGCAGGUGGUGAUUAUGAUGGUAGCAAUGCAAAUGAUUUCAUUGGACACCACAGUGAUGACAGACUCUUUACAACAGACGAUGCUAGAACUUCAGUUCGUGGAAAGCACAAAUUGGAUAGAACUCCAAAUAAUAAGCGGAGAAGAUAG